Thlaspi arvense is the source of this 998-nucleotide messenger RNA. The record is from the annotation of a GenBank genome assembly. NCBI's taxonomy places the organism in Eukaryota, Viridiplantae, Streptophyta, Magnoliopsida, Brassicales, Brassicaceae.
AUGGCAAAGAUGAGCUUUGCCCAUCGAGAGCCUCAAAACCCAAAAGUCUCUUCUAGCUUCACGAGAUCCAAUCUUUUGCUUUUUUUAGGAGAGAGAGAUAUAAGUCGAAAAGUCAUAAAAGAAAAAAUGGCAUCUUCAUCAACAAACUCACCAUGCGCAGCCUGCAAAUUCCUCCGGCGAAAAUGCCAACCAGAAUGUGUAUUCGCGCCGUAUUUUCCACCGGACCAGCCGCAGAAAUUCGCAAACGUUCACAAAGUCUUUGGAGCAAGCAACGUCACGAAGCUCCUCAACGAGCUUCACCCUUCACAACGUGAAGACGCAGUGAACUCUUUAGCUUAUGAAGCCGACAUGCGUCUCCGUGAUCCGGUCUACGGCUGCGUCGGAGUCAUCUCUCUUCUCCAGCACCAGCUACGUCAGCUUCAGAUCGAUCUUAGCUGCGCAAAAUCAGAGCUCUCUAAGUACCAGAGUCUUGGUAUCCUCGCCGCCACGCAUCAGAGCCUCGGGAUCAACUUACUCGCCGGCGCCGCAGCGGAUGGGACUACGACGGCAACGGUGAGGGACCAUCACUUUCAUCACCACCAGUUUUUCCCUAGAGAGCAGAUGUUUGGUGGGUUAGAUGUUCCCGCCAGUAACAACUACGACGGAGGGAUUCUUGCGAUUGGACAGAUAACUCAGUUUCAGCAGCCGAGAGCGGCGGCCGGAGAUGAUGGUCGUCGUACUGUUGAUCCGUCUUGAGAUUUUAGGGUUUUUGGGUGGUUCCGUUCGUCGUUGAUCUUGGCUUGAUUACUGAUGAGUUUAUGAUUUGAUAAAAAAAAUAUAUAUAUAUUGUCGAAGAAAAACCAAAAAUAUUUUUAAUGGUACGGUACGUCUCUCUUGAUGACAUUAAUUUCGGUUUAUUAUUAUUAAUAUUGUCACUUAGAUAUAUGAUGAUAGUAUCACUUUCGUAUUUCUUUUAAUUUCAUGGACAACGGCUUCUAGGCUUUCUAGGCUUUCUCUCC